Molecule: messenger RNA, 1227 nt
Organism: Trichoderma citrinoviride
Lineage: Eukaryota; Fungi; Ascomycota; Sordariomycetes; Hypocreales; Hypocreaceae
Product: alpha/beta-hydrolase
Exons: 6
Coding region: 1-1227 (408 amino acids)
Biological process (GO): epoxide metabolic process
Molecular function (GO): epoxide hydrolase activity
Source: RefSeq, a predicted model, not a curated record
AUGCGUCUCACUAUUCUUUCUUCGCUUGUUGUCCACUCUCAAGAAACCUACAAGUUGAAACCCUUUACGCUUAACCUCGACAGUCGCGUGCCUCGGAUGCUCAACUUGAUCAAGAAUACGCAAUUUCCUGAUGCUCCUGAAUACCCCGACUUGUCGCCAGAUGCUGGAAUCCCACUCAGCACUCUGAAGUCGCUGCGUACAGAAUGGCUCACAAAGUUUAACUGGCAGGAAGAGCAAGCUGCCAUUAACAAAUAUCCUCAGUUCUCUGCAGAGAUUGAAGGUCUUACAGUCCACUUUGUAUACCAAAAGUCAAGCGCACCAAAUGCUAUUCCGCUGAUUCUGUUCCAUGGCUGGCCGGGAUCAUUCUUGGAGUUUCUCCCCCUAGUCAAGAACCUUACGAGUGAGGCAAAAACACCAGCUGGGAAACCAGUCUCAUUUGAUGUGAUCAUACCCAACCUUCCGGGAUAUGGACCAUCGUCGGCGCCUCCAGCCAAUUGGACCACCGCAGACACGGCCAGAAUCACCAACACUCUCAUGACGGACGUCCUUGGCUACAAGACAUACGCUGCUCAUGGGACGGACUGGGGCUGCGUCGUUGCAUAUCACCUGUACAGCUCAUACAACACCACUGUCCGUGCAUCUCAGCUGGUGUUCUUGCCGUUUUACCCAUAUACGCCCGAUCAGCUCUCCGAUGCCGGCAUUUCACUGAAUGAGCUCGAGCAAUUUGAAGAGGGAAGUUUCAUGGAAUGGUACACGAAUGGCCAAGGUUACUUUGAAGAACAGACGACCAAGGAAAGUAUACCCCGACCCAACACCAUUGGCCUGGCCUUAUACGACAAUCCAGUUGGUCAACUCGCAUGGAUCGGCGAGAAGUUUCUCAACUGGUCUGAUCCUCGAGCCGGUACUGGUCCUUCGAUCUUGACGCACAAUGAGAUCUUGACGGCCGUCUCACUGUACUACCUCACUGAGUCGUUCAACUCGGCGGGCUUCAUCUACUAUCAGAAUCCGGAUGGCUUUGCUACGGAAUACACUAAGGCUCAGACCGAUGCGCCAUUGCUAUUCAGCUCAUUCAAGUAUAACGUGGCAUUCUGGCCGCCUGCGUUGGUGGAGAAGACCGGCAACCUGGUUGUCUACAAUAAUCACGAUUUUGGUGGACACUUUCCCUCGCUGGAUAAUCCUCCAGCAAUGCUUGCCGACCUUCGAGAGAUUGCCGAUCAUUGGGAGUAG